This is a messenger RNA of Tripterygium wilfordii, 1076 nucleotides long. Its product is annotated as aquaporin-5-like. The coding region runs from base 38 to 958 and encodes 306 amino acids. Gene Ontology annotation, cellular component: membrane. NCBI's taxonomy places the organism in Eukaryota, Viridiplantae, Streptophyta, Magnoliopsida, Celastrales, Celastraceae. The transcript is spliced from 3 exons. Gene Ontology annotation, molecular function: channel activity. The record is from RefSeq and is a predicted model, not a curated record. Gene Ontology annotation, biological process: transmembrane transport.
CAUAGAGAGAACAAGUGUAUCCAAAUUAAGUGGAGAUAUGGCUGCCAAUGGAGUGAUGAUGGAGGAUGAAGAAAGCAUCAUUGGUGGAAGCAAAGUCCAACCAUUUGCUUCUACACCCAAGCCACAUGAAUUGAGAGCUGAGAGAGGGAGGAAUAAGAAGGAAAAUGCCAAUACAAUUGCCAAGAUUGUGCGUUUGGAAGAGCUGUUCUCCUUGGAGGUGUGGAGAGCAUCUGUGGCAGAGCUAGUUGGGUCAGCAGUGCUUGUUUUUGCAAUAGACACCAUAGUGAUCUCCUCCUUUGAGACCCAGACAAAAACACCAAACCUCAUAAUGUCAACCCUAAUCGCCAUCACCUUGGCAAUCCUGCUUAUUGCCACGAUUCCCGUCUCUGGUGGCAACAUUAACCCUGCUGUCACUCUAGCAGCAGCCUUAACGGGCCUCAUUUCUCUUUCACGGGCCUUCAUAUAUAUUUUGGCCCAAUGUGCUGGGGCCAUACUGGGAGCCCUAGCACUAAAAGCCGUUGUGGACAGCAAAAUUGAACAAACCUUUUCACUUGGAGGCUGCACCCUCAAUAUUAUUGCACCAGGCCCAAAUGGGCCCAUCACGGUUGGGCUCGAGACCGGCCAGGCCCUUUGGCUUGAGAUAAUCUGUACAUUUGUGUUCUUGUUUGCUGGAAUAUGGGUUGCGUUUGAUAAGCGUGAAGCCGAAUCCAUGGGCCGGUUUAUUAUUUGCUCAGUGGUUGGACUGGUAGUGGGCCUACUUGUGUUUAUUUCAACUACAGUAACGGCCCAAAAGGGCUAUGCAGGGGUAGGAAUGAACCCAGCAAGAUGUAUUGGACCUGCAAUUGUGAGAGGGGGCCACCUGUGGAAUGGGCACUGGGUAUUCUGGGCUGGGCCUGCUAUUGCUUGUGUUGCAUACAGCCUGUACACAAAAGCAAUCCCACAAAGGCAAAGGCACUGAAUGGAGGAAAAAGUAAUAAGUGAAUUGUGAAUUAUGUUCUUUGUAUUGCUUUUUCAUUGGGACUUGUUUGGAAUGUGCUCACCAGUUGUCCAAAUAUAAACACUACUUUAUUUGUCUA